Messenger RNA from Colletotrichum higginsianum IMI 349063, 1845 nucleotides. Its product is annotated as UV radiation resistance-associated protein. The coding region runs from base 1 to 1845 and encodes 614 amino acids. The record is from RefSeq and is a predicted model, not a curated record. Gene Ontology annotation, biological process: SNARE complex assembly. Gene Ontology annotation, molecular function: SNARE binding. The transcript has 2 exons. Gene Ontology annotation, cellular component: endosome; lytic vacuole. NCBI's taxonomy places the organism in Eukaryota, Fungi, Ascomycota, Sordariomycetes, Glomerellales, Glomerellaceae.
AUGCCUCCUCCCGAGUCCCGUCCCCUCCUCCUCCCCCAGAACCGCAAGCUCCGUCAUCUCCGUGGCAUCUACAUCCGGAACCUGAGCUUCGUUCGUCCUCGGGGCCAGACCAUUGACGACACGGCCUUGAACAAGUCAUCCUCGAAGCUCGAUGCCCUCCGUGAUGCCCCUCAGCUGCAUCAUGCUCUCUCCAGCGACAGCCUCCGGCCCAAGCCGCCGCGUCGCCGGAGCACCGCCCUCGCCCACGCCACCCCGGUGACAAGACAGCGCAUGCUGCAAUUCACCAUCGACGGUAGAGCCGCCGAUGCGUUUUUCUCCCUGCACUGCGACGGCGAGGACGAGCCCGUCUACAUUAGCGAGACGAAGGAGCAUGCGACUAAUUUCAACUUUCAAUUUUUUGACCUCAGCCACCACGGCCCAUCCGUCACCCGCUCGCCCGUCGUCACCAUCAAGAUCUGGGCGAACCGGACUUCGUGGACGCUGUUGCUCCAAGACACGAUCGACCUUCGAAGUCUGCACUUCAUUGGCACCCUCCAAAGCCGCAACUUCCCUCCAAACGGGCUCAUCUUCCAUCUCGCCGACGGCAUCUACUCGCUCGACGUGCUCGGCAAGCCCACGCACGCAAAGGAUCUCCCGCCGCUCCAUACCUCGUCUUAUAAUGCUCUCAUGAAACUCGCGACCCUCGACACCUCGAUCCAGGACGCCAUCGCGACACAGGAGCAGCUCACGGCCCAGAUUAAUGACAUACUUGAGAAGUCGCCCCACAACGAGACGCCCGCCGCCGAGGAAAAGGUGAAGCUGGCCAAGAAGUACGUGGCCCACGAGCUACGAUCUCUCAAGGCAGCCGAAAAGCGGCGCGACGAGCUGCGCGAAUCACUCAAGUCGCGCAGGGAAGCUAUUGCGCAAGGCCGUGCCCUACAAGAUAAGCUCGCGAAGGACAUUGUCGAUGCGACGCAGCACCUGGCAGCCUCGAAGGCGGUCCUCGCCAAGACCAAGGAGCAAAUCCGUGGCCAGCGCCGCCGCAUCUGCGCCGACCUUGGCAACAUAUACCAGAUCACACCCUGCCCAUCGGGCCCUCCGCUGUCGUUCCAAAUCGCCGGCCUCGCCCUCCCGAAUACGACAUAUGACAUGGCUACUUCUCGCGGCCCCGACGACGACCUGUUGUCCGGUGCACUGGGCCACGUCGCUGCGUUGACGAACGCCCUGCAAUAUUACCUCUCCGUACCCCUGCCGUACCCCGUCACGCCCUUUGGGUCACGCUCGUCCAUUCGCGAUGACAUAUCCCUCCUCACCGAUCUCAACUCGGCCCAAGCAGCCCGCCAACGCGACUUCCCCUUGUACCUUCCCCGAGGCGGCUCCACUGCGGCGCAAUAUCGAUUCGACUACGGCUGGUUUAUCUUGAACAAGGACAUCGAGGCCCUGUGCGCAAGCCAGGGCCUCAAGGUAGUCGACAUUCGUCACACCCUACCGAAUCUCAAGUACCUGCUCUACGUCUGCAGCGCGGGCAGCGACGAGGUCCCCGAACGCAAGCGUGGUGGUGUUCGCGGUCUCUGGGCCGGACGUCUGAAGGGCCGCAUUCCUUCCUCUGCUGUCAUUGCCAGCGACGGAGAUACGAGCAGCGUCGGCGGCAGUCGCCGCGGUAGUACCGAUAGCGAGGUGCUCAGUCGACAGCGCGACGAGCUCCGGAAAGCAAUGACCGUUCGUGAUGGGGCCGAGUCGCCCAUCGACCACAGCCACAACGGCACCGGGAACGGUAACGGCAACGGCGGAUUUGCAGGCCUGCCCUUUGACGAGGUGAAGGUCUCGCUGAGGACGAAGGGCAUGAGGGAGAACGCAGGAAAGUAG